CCUCUUUUUAAUUGCUCGGAGGGCCGCGGCCGAAGAAGCGCGGGUGUGCCCUCCCUCUCCGAGGGGCCGGGGAAGGGGCGGGCUGUGUCCGCCAUGUUGGUGAAGGGAAACGUAGGCGUCUGGGGCUCUAGCGGUGUCGGCUCUGCUGGCCCGAAUCCGCCAUAUUAAUAAAGAGAAAGCAGGUUGACGUCCACACACACACACACACACACACACACACACACACACACUCACUCACACUCACACACACAUACACGACCCCUCCUUCCCACCCUGUCCCCCCGACUCAGCUCGGUAGGUGCCCCCCGCCGGCCCCCUCACGCCCUUCUUGCCCCUCUGCCCGAAGGAACGGUAGCAGGCUGCGCCGAAUGAGGGGGCGAGGGAAAUGCCGACCAAUUGCGCCGCGGCGGGCUGUGCCACCACCUACAACAAGCAUAUUAACAUCAGCUUCCACAGGUUUCCUUUGGAUCCUAAAAGAAGAAAAGAAUGGAUUCGUUUAGUCAGACGCAAAAAUUUUGUACCAGGAAAACACACUUUUCUUUGUUCAAAGCACUUUGAAGCCUCCUGUUUUGACCUAACGGGACAAACUAGACGACUUAAAAUGGAUGCUGUUCCAACCAUUUUUGAUUUCUGUACUCAUAUAAAGUCUAUGAAACUGAAGUCAAGGAAUCUUCUGAAGAAAAGCAACAGUUGUGUUCCAACUGGACCAUCUAAUUUAAAAUCAAACGUUAGUAAUCAGCAAGUACUGCUUGAACAUAGUUAUGCCUUUAGGAAUCCUACAGAGGCGAAAAAGAGAAUAAUUAAGCUGGAAAAAGAAAUAGCAAGCUUAAGAAGAAAAAUGAAAACUUGUCUACAAAAAGAACGUAGAGCAACUAGAAGAUGGAUCAAAGCCACUUGCUUGGUGAAGAAUCUUGAAGCAAAUAAUUUAUUACCUAAGGGCACAUCAGAACACAUUCUUCCAACUGCCUUAAGCAAUCUUCCUGUGGAAGGUUUUAAGAUUCUUGAACAAGAUCAGCAAAAUAAAAUACUACCAAUUCUUUAGGACCAAGUACCUUCAUUAAACAUUACUUUACAUAGAACUUGAUGCCCGUUCUUCAUUUUAUUCAAAAGAAAAAAUAUUUAAGAAAAUUAUGUCAAAAUUGGGUAUUUAAUAAAGUUUUACUUGAAGCUACACUAUUACUGUAUAGUUUAUGAAGACUUGAAUACAAAAUAAAAAGGAACUUUUGGUGAAAUUUACAUUUGAAAAGGAAUGAAAGUGCCUUAUAUAGGAAUUAUGAGUUUAAAUUUUUUCUACAAAAUUGUGCGUUUACAAAGUGUUUUGUGUUUCUGUCUUUUAAAAAUACUUAUACGGGAUAAUCUAUGACAAGUAAUGUGUUUAGCUUAUUUUAGAAAAAAAAUCUCUACAUACCAAAGUUGGCAUAUUACAUUCUAAAUAAGAUGCUAAGUAGGAGUUAACCAACAUUAAAUAUGAUUGUAAAAUCACUGGAUUUUAUGCUAAUUAUUAUUGGAACUAUGAUUUGGAAAUUUACUUAAAAUUCUGAGGUUUACAGAAAGUUCUCUUAUUUAAAAUUUUUGUACUUUUUUUUAAUCAGUAAGAGUGGCCUCCAAAUAUUAGCUUUUAAGAAACAUUAUAAAAUAGUUUGACCUAACAGUUAUAAAAAUAUAUAAAAUAUCCUUCAGUCAUCCAAGCUAAGUAAGGCAUCAAGUAAAUCUGGUAGCUGAAUAUAUACACUAUCUCAGAUAGCACAUUGUGUUAAUAUAAAGAUUGUGAUCUAUCUUUAAACUUAAUGAACAGUUAGAUAAAUAUAUGCUAACCUUUAUCUCAUAAAAAUACAUUUUCAGUUUCAAAAUUGAUGCAUUAGGAGCAGACACCCCAUAUUAAAAAUUAGUCCAACCCCUUUCUACUCUCAUAUUGAUACCAAAACUCUAGCUUUUUUCCCCAAAAAAUUUCAUGGGCAGAAUUUAGUCACAGAAAAUCACUUACAGUAUUUUAUCUUCACAACUUACAACUUAAAAUGGAACCACUUUAUCUUACACAUAACUUGCUUCUGACUCCUUUUUUAGAAAAAGUAAAAUAGAACAGCUGGAGUGCAUAAGAGAAAUAAAAAACAGUUCUCUAAAAAUACAUGUGUCUGUGAUUAAGCUAUGCAAGUGCUAAUUAUUUUACAAAGCAGUUUAUUACAAUUAUUCUUGCAGCUGUUACUUAAACAAGUAAAGGCUUUCCCUUUUCACUAGAUAAACAUUUAGUGGAAUUCCGUUCCUUCAAACACUAAGUCAAAUCAUGUAAAAAUGAGUACACGUGGGGCAGACCAGUGUACAGUAGGUAGGGCGAUUGCCUUGCGUGCAGCUGAUCUGACUUGCAUCCUCAAAUCCCAUAUGGUUCACUGAGCACCAUGAGAAUUCCUGAAUGCAGAGCCACAAGUGACCCUUGAGCAUCGCUGGGUGUGCCUUCCCCACCCCCACCCCCUGUCAAGAAUUUUUUAAAUGAGUACCUGCAAAAAAAAAUUUUUUAAUGAGUGCAUGCAAAAUUAAGUAAUUUGGUCCUCCUGAUUGGAGCUUCUGACUCAUUGAUAUGAAAAUAUAACAAUAUGUAAAUUGUCACAAAUUUUUCCUGUAAAUUAAUGGUUACUUUAAUGAUUUUUUUUUCUUUUUGGGGUCACACCUGGCGAUGCACAGGGGUUACUCCUGGCUCUGCACUCAGGAAUUACCCCUGGCCGUGCUCAGGGGACCAUAUGGGAUGCUGGGAUUUGAACCCGGGUCGGCCGUGUGCAAGGCAAAUGCCCUACCCGCUGUGCUAUCUCUCCAGCCCCUACUUUAAUGAUUUUAGAGUUGUUGGUUUAUUUUUUGCCUAAACCCAGGACUUCACAUGUGCAGGGCAAGUGCUUUCACACUCACCUGCAAAAUUAAAUCAUUGACCCUUGUUUUUGUUUUUGCCAACUAUUUAAAUUGCUGUGGUUUUUUAUUCUUUAAAUGAAUAUUUGCUUGGAUCCUGAAAUGAUCUUCUUACAAUAGUAGCACCCAUUCUUUUAGUAAGGAAUACCUUCUGUGCAACUAGAUUUUGCAAAAGCAAAAGAAAUCUGUUUUAGUUUUCAGACACUUAAGAUAACUAUUAAAAUCUUUUUAUGCAUACCUUGUUAGUCAUUUUAUAUUUGUCUUAAUUUUUGAAUAUACUACCUUGAAAUUGAUUUUUUUUCUAGUAUCUUCUUUGGGGUUGACUUUGUUUUUUGGGUUCUUGAGACACACCCAAUGGUGCUUGGGGCUGCUCCCAGCUCAGUGCACAGGGGUCAUUCCUGACAGUCCUCAGGAGACCAUGCAGUGCAGGAGAUUGAACCUGAGUCUUCUACGUGCAGUGUAUGUGCUGCAGCUCAUCCAGCUAUCUCUCUGGCCUGUUUCAAAUAUCUUUGCACUAGUAUAUAAUCACCAGCACACUAAUUAUUUCUACUUCAUAACUGAAAAUAUUUAGUAAAAUAAUCAUUUGACUAUAAAGUAUGUUUUCCAAGUAUAAUUUCCAUGUAGUUCAACAUCCUUCCCCAAUACAAAAUAAAAGAUUAAUAUCACUGGUUUCUACCUUCAGUAAGUAAUAGCUUGCCACUAUAACAUUAUAGUUUUAUUUGGGGGGAGUCAAACCCCACGAUGCUUGGGGGACCAUGUGGUUCCAGGGAUCAAACCUCUGGCUCCUGCAGUCAAAAAAGCAAGUGCUCCAACCUGCUGAGCCACAUCCAAAGUCUGUCAACAUUUGAAAAAUCACAAAAGUAAGACAUAGUAAAAUACAUAAGCCUUGAUGCUUAAUCAUCAUGAAUUAUAAAACUAUUAAAUACACUGGCACUCCGCAAUUUGGAUUUGGGAGGGCCAGACCUGAUGGUCCUCAGGGUCUGUUCCCAGCCAGUGCUCGGGGGACUGUGCAGUCCUACCUACUGAAUCCAGACCUCCUACACACAGAUCUCCGUCCCACUGAGCGAGCUCUCCAGCCCUACAUUCAGUCAUUUUUAUAUUUUUCUUUUGAUUUGUUCAUACUAUUUUCAUGUUACUGACCUAAUAACAUGUUCCAAAUUUUCUCUGCAUGAAAUUGUUUUUUUAUGAGCAUAAACUGUCUCUACCUCUGUUCAUUCUGUGUUUGGUCAUUCUUUCCUUAUGUACUAGGUAUUAAUCUCAAAGACCCAGUCCAAGGCAAAGACUUGAUAAAAAGGUGACAAUGACACGAUUUUAUGCUUUUCAGUUGCCCUAAAUUCCUGAGAAGCAUUUUAAUUUUAAAUGUAAUUUUUUAAAUGUUGUAAAGAAACUAAUGAGAAGUAAAUGGUGUUAAAUUGGAAAUUAAUGAGAACAUACAGGCUUUAGAUUUUCUAAUAAGUCGUUUCUUUAAAACAAACAAAAAAAAAAACAAACAGAUUUUGGGAGCCCAGAGCAGUAGUACAGUGGGUAGAGUGUAUGUUUUUUUUAUUUGUUUGUUUUAUUUGCUUUUUGGGUCACACCUGGCGAUGCACAGGGGUUACUCCUGGCUUUGUACUCAGAAAUUACUCCUGGCGGUACUCAGAGGACCAUAUGGGAUGCUGGGAAUUGAACCCAGGUCGGCCGAGGUGCAAGACAAAUGCCCUACACACUGUGUUAUUGCUCCAGCUUCUAGAGUGUAUGUUUUGAUGUGACUGAUCCGAGUUUGAUCCCUGGUAUCCCAUAUGGUUCCCAGAGCACCACUGGGUGUGGCCCCAAAAAUGAACUAAACAGGUUUUAUGAAUGCCUUACCAAAGAAUGUAAAAGACAUUGAUGACAUCUGAAUUACAGUGUUCACUAAAAUUGGUUGUAAGGUAAUUUUCCCUCUAAGAUGUACAUAAAUUUUUUCUUAAUAUCUAUCUUUAUUGAAGGAAAUUGUAACUGAAAAAUUACACUAAAACAAAGGAAUUGAGUUUGAUAUUUUGUACAAAAUAACCCUACUAACACAGGUUUUUUAUAGGGUUUUUGUUUGUUUGUUUGUUUGUUGGUUGGUUUGCUUGCUUUUUGGGUCACACCAGCCAUGCUCAGGGGUUACUCCUGGCUCUACUCUCAGGAUUUACUCCUAGUGGUGUUCGGGAGACCAUAUGGUAUGCUGGGAAUCGAACCUGGGUAGGCCGUGUGCAAGGCAAACUCACUACCCGCUAUGCUAUCGCUCCAACCCCUAUAAAGAUUUUUUAACAGCACUGUGGAACCUACAUGUUCUCGUUCUUUACAAAUAUUCUCUGUGUUAAAUGAUAUUAGCUUUAAUUUACAGAUGUGAAAAUUCUCUUAAUGAGUAAUUUACUCAUUCAGAUAUUUACUAUGUACCAAAUGGCUGCAAGAAGAGAAAUGCCAAUAAUAUAAGAAGUUUUAUAUUUAACAAAUGUUCAUGCUCCAAAUUUCCUCAUUUGCUCUCAAAAUUGUAACCCUUUGUUAAACAAAUUAUCAUUAUUUAGUAGGACAAGUAGAUAUAUAAAAUAAAUUAAGAACCAGAUCACUCAACAGAAUGGAGCAUAUGGUUUGCAUGAAGGAAGCCCAGGUACAACCCCUGACAUCUCAUGGUUCCCCAUGCACUGCUAGCAGUCCCUGAGCAUAGAACCUGCAAUACCUCCUGAGCACUGCUGGGUGUCACCCAGAAGCAAAACAGAAAAACUGUAAAAGAUAGUCUGUGAAGUCAUUUUUGAUGUCUAGGUAGGUGUAAUGAUGUUUUGUCUCAUUCCUCAAUGUUAGAACAUGGGUAAAUCUUCAUUUUGGUAUAACAGAAAUAGGUUCAUUUCUAUGCCACAAUAUGGAGUUCUUUGGGUAUUAGAACAGUUGAAACUCGCUAAAAGUUAUUUUAUAAUGUGUGUUUGAAAAUUGAAUAUUGUGUUUACAAAACAUUCCAAGUAUGUUGAUAUUAAAGAUUUUUUUCUA
This is a messenger RNA of Sorex araneus (European shrew), 5877 nucleotides long. RefSeq names its product THAP domain containing 2 (gene THAP2). Lineage: Eukaryota; Metazoa; Chordata; Mammalia; Eulipotyphla; Soricidae. The record is from RefSeq and is a predicted model, not a curated record. The coding region runs from base 386 to 1042 and encodes 218 amino acids. The transcript has 3 exons. Gene Ontology annotation, cellular component: nucleus.